Molecule: messenger RNA, 1751 nt
Organism: Gracilinanus agilis (Agile Gracile Mouse Opossum)
Lineage: Eukaryota; Metazoa; Chordata; Mammalia; Didelphimorphia; Didelphidae
Gene: IKZF3
Product: IKAROS family zinc finger 3
Exons: 7
Coding region: 177-1751 (524 amino acids)
Source: RefSeq, a predicted model, not a curated record
AGAAGAAGAAGAAGAAUGGUAGGCAGGAUGAGGAACUCUUUUGAGUAGGAUUAAUUUAUUUGUUUUACAGAUGAAAAAAGGGCUGCCUGUUGCAUGGCUUUGCAAAAUAGUACUUUUAUCCUUGCCCUUGCUAGAUGUGGGAUUACCAAAAUAUUUCUUGAAAACCAUUUAGAUCAAUGUUGCUAAUAUAUACAAUCUCUACUGUCUUUUUAGAUACCCAGUCAACUGUGGAGCUGAGAAAUUCACAGGAGCAACCUGUGUUCACAGAAGGCCAAGUGAUUUUGAAUGACUACAGUUCGUCCAAACCUCAGGAGGUAGAAAAUAUGGACAGUGGAGAAGAGAACAAAGACCGGGUCCCACCCAUUGAAGAUGAGGAUAUGGGAGAUGAUUCAAUGAAAGUGAAAGAUGAAUACAGUGAAAGGGAUGAGAAUACUUUAAAGCCAGACCCCAUGGAAAAUGCAGAAGAUCCUGAAAUACCUUACAGCUAUCCAAGAGAAUAUAAUGAAUAUGAAAGCAUUAAGUUGGAAAGACAUGCUGUCUCUUAUGAUAGCAGCAGGCCAACUAGUGGAAAAAUGAACUGUGAUGUAUGUGGAUUAGCCUGCAUUAGCUUCAAUGUCUUGAUGGUUCAUAAGCGAAGCCAUACUGGUGAACGCCCAUUCCAGUGUAAUCAGUGUGGGGCAUCUUUUACUCAGAAAGGUAACCUCCUCCGCCACAUUAAACUUCACACAGGGGAAAAACCUUUUAAGUGUCAUCUCUGCAACUACGCAUGCCAGAGAAGAGAUGCUCUCACAGGUCACCUUAGGACACAUUCUGUUGAGAAGCCCUACAAGUGUGAGUUUUGCGGAAGGAGUUACAAGCAGAGAAGCUCCCUUGAGGAGCAUAAGGAGCGCUGUCGCACUUUCCUGCAGAACACCGGCAUGGGUGACACUGCCAGCGUGGAGGCAAGACAUCUCAAAGCAGAGAUGGGAACCGAAAGAGCUCUUGUGCUGGACAGAUUAGCAACCAACGUGGCCAAACGAAAAAGCUCGAUGCCCCAGAAAUUUAUUGGCGAGAAGCGCCACUGCUUCGAGGUCAAUUAUAAUUCCAGCUACAUGUAUGAGAAGGAAAGCGAGAUGAUACAGAGCCGCAUGAUGGAUCAGGCCAUCAACAAUGCCAUCACCUACCUGGGAGCCGAGGCCCUGCGUCCUUUGGUGCAGACCCCUCCUGCCCCGACCUCGGAGAUGGUCCCGGUGAUCAGCAGCAUGUACCCCAUCGCCCUUACCCGCACAGAGCUGCCCAACGGCGGCCCCCAGGACCUAGAGAAGAAGGGCGCCCACCUCCCCGACAAGUGCCUGCCCUCAGAAAGAGGCCUCUCCCCCAACAACAGCGGCCACGACUCCACAGACACCGACAGCAAUCACGAAGAGCGCCAGAACCUUGCCUACCCACACAAUCACCUGCUCCCUCCCCGCGCCCGGAAUGGGAUGCCAGCCCUGAAGGAGCUGCCCCACUCCUAUGAACUCCUCAAACCCCCCUCCAUCUGCCCUCGAGACGCCAUCAAGGUGAUCAACAAAGACGGGGAGGUGAUGGGCGUGUACAGGUGCGACCACUGCCGAGUGCUCUUCCUGGAUUACGUGAUGUUCACCAUCCACAUGGGCUGUCACGGCUUUCGUGACCCUUUCGAGUGUAACAUGUGUGGGUACCGGAGCCACGACAGGUACGAAUUCUCCUCCCACAUCGCGAGAGGAGAGCACAGAGUCAUGUUAAAGUAA